CGUUUCACUCAUCGAUCAUUUAUUUUGAUACAAUUAUUUUAGGCUAACUGAACGUUAAUAAAUUCCAAAAUGAGUACUUGUAACGUAAGAGAACCACGACACACAGUUUCGGGAGACUGGUCAUCAAGAUCAACAAAAUCUAUGACAACAACCCGGUCUUCAUCACCCAGCAGGGGAGAAGCAAUAUUUCACAAGUAUAUGGACCUUAUACACUCGAAGUCUAAUCUUUCAGUGGAAGCCAAUAAAGCAGAACCUAAUGAUCGUCCAUUUGAUUUUUUUGACGACGAAGAAUUCGCUUUUGGAAUUAAUUUACUCAACAAUAAUGUUGCAUGUGUCGGUGACAACAUUACUAAACUCAUCCAAAUGGCUCAAGAACCAUGGCCGGACAAUGUAAAACUGUUCCAACCUUACGAAGUGGAGCAGAUACUACUGCCAGACAACGCCAGCUGCCUGGCUGUACAGGCUUUCUUGAAGAUGUGCAAUCUACCGUUUGAGGUGGAGAUGCGAUGGAACGCAGAGUUCAUGUCACCUUCGGGGCGGGUCCCCUUCAUCAAAUGCGGGGCUUUUGUCGUGUCAGAAUUGGAGCCCAUAGUCCAGUUUGCUGCGAACAAGGGCGUGUCACUUUGUGGGAAACUGAGCACCGAGGAGAAGGCGGAAAUGAGAGCCUACAUGAGCUUAAUCACCAAUGUACUCGUUAACGCUGAGCUCUACAUAUCCUGGGUGGACAGCGAGACCUUUAACGCAGUGACUAAAGUGAGGAACUCCUCAGUGUACCCCUGGCCGCUAGGGUGGUUACAGACCAGAGCUAAGAGAAAUGCUGUCAUCAAACGGCUGAAGGCACUGCACUGGUAUGAUAAGACCAUCGACCAGGUUCUCGCUGAUGUGGAACAAUGCUGCAACUCGUUAAGUCAGCGGCUGGGUGACAAAGAUUACUUCUUCGGGAAUUCACCAACAGAACUGGAUGCCCUGGUCUUCGGACACGUCUUCACAAUCAUCACCACGAGGUUACCAUGCCGUAAGUUAGCAGACACUGUCCGAAAACAUGAGUCCCUGGUUGCUCUCGCCAAACGAGUAGACGAGCAUUACUUCAAAAGACCAUAGCGUCAAAUUUUCAAGGACAUCUCGACUUCGUUCACCAGUCCUUGAAAUUCCAAUCCCUUUUCUAGUGGUUUUAAGGUAGGUGCUUCUUUUUAGUUUAGUUUUUGGUCUAUUCUGAAGUCCAUUUGCGUUAGUCAUUGUCAUAAUAUUUUGAUCUGCCCAACUUGGUCGAAAUGUAAGUAAUGUCAGGCAGUGUUAAAAAAUAAAUCACAAUUUUACUGAUAGAAACGCCCAACGCCCCAUCAUCAAAUAUGGACACAUAUAUUUGUGGUCGUUCCUUAUCUAGUCAAAAUAUAUGACUUUAAAUGUUAGAUGAUGAAAGACAAUGUAGUUUAAACAUCUAUGAUAUUGAUAUAAGCGUGGAAUUUAAAAAGGCGUGGAACCGAUUUGCACCUUUCUGCCCUUCUGUGGCCCUUUCAUACUCAAACUCAAAAGCAUUUACUUCAAUUAUAAAAAAGUAUGUCAGUCUGUCCGCCAGUGAAGCUAGGCUACCUUAUUUAUAACAUCAAUUCUAUCAGCUUUGAUAAGGUCUCAUUACUGUUUACUAUAUCAAAAUCUUUGCAGCAGUUUUCGAACAUGUCAUCCUAACGCAAAUGGACUAAAAUCUUAAACAUCGCAAUAUUAAGCUCUUAGAGAUUUUGUUUUUAAUUUUUAUUAGUCAUUUAUAAAAGCUUUAGUGGAUAAGUCUUCAUAAUUACUUUGUAGGUUUGGGUUGAAAUAAAACGUUGGUACAAUAACAACCGAUAAAAAUUGCACAUCGAAUUUUGAAACGACAUAAUUUUUGUGAUGCGAGGAGAGUGUUAGAUUAGAUUUAGCGGUUCAUAAACGUGAACAGUAUACGCGGCGAUUUGGCUGAUUGUUUAUUUUCGAAGGUGCAAUAUUUAUUGCCAGGUAUUGUAAGUUUAUUUAUCAAAGAAGAGGUGUUUAUUGUAAUACUUUUGAGUUGCUUGAAUGCGCAAGCAGUGCCUUUAGCCAAACGCCACUUUAGCGCUUGUCUACAGAGAGUAGAAAUCAAAAUGUAUGGGGAUGACACUG
Spodoptera litura is the source of this 2133-nucleotide messenger RNA. The record is from RefSeq and is a predicted model, not a curated record. Lineage: Eukaryota; Metazoa; Arthropoda; Insecta; Lepidoptera; Noctuidae.